Molecule: messenger RNA, 915 nt
Organism: Adineta steineri
Lineage: Eukaryota; Metazoa; Rotifera; Eurotatoria; Adinetida; Adinetidae
Source: the annotation of a GenBank genome assembly
AUGUUAUCUUCAAGUGAAGAACUAAUUUCUACAUCAUCAGAUAAUUCAUCAUUAUCUUUAAAUCAUGGUGAUCAAUUAGAAUUUUUCUGUAAUAAUCAUUUCUUACCAACAACAAUAAACGAUAAUCAAUGUAUUGAUAUAUUAAAAGAUUUACAAAUAUCUUAUAAUCAAUUAGAAAGUCAAUAUUUAAAAUCAGUUCAUGAACUUGAAUAUAAAUUUCAAGAAAAAUGUUCAUAUUUAUUUGAAAAACGUUCAGAUAUAAUCAAUGGAAAAUAUGAACCAAACGAUGAUGAAUGUCAAUUAAAAACUGAUUUUCUCGAAACAAAUGAUACACAACUAUCAAAUACUGAAUUUGGAAUUCCAUCAUUUUGGUUACAAACUCUUAAACAAGUACCAAUGAUUUCUGAUUUAAUUAAAGAAUGGGAUGAACCAUUACUUAAAUGUCUUUAUAAUAUUAAACUUCAAUUACAUAUUGAACCUAUAACUGGUUUUACACUUGAAUUUUAUUUUAAUGAACAAUCAAAAAAGUAUUUUACAAAUGAUAUUCUAACGAAAUUUUAUGAAAUUCAAAUCGAACCUGAUAACGAAGUACUUUCCUACGAGGGUACAGCAAUUAUACGUUCGAUAGGUUGUCAAAUUAAUUGGAUAGAUACAAAAACAAACGUGACAAAAAAUAGUAAAACAGGUGAAUUACAAUCAUCAUUUUUUCAUUUUUUCACAUCAACAACUAUUAAUGAUGAUUGGCAAUUAGCAACUGAUUUUCAAAUAGGUCAUUAUAUACGCGAAAAUAUUAUACCAAAAGCUAUACUUUAUUAUACAGGUGAAAUAUUCGAUGAAUAUGAAUAUGAUGAUGGUGAUAUUAAUGAACAACAAAUUUCAUUAAUAGAACAAGUUGGAGAGGGAGAACAUUUAUAA